This is a messenger RNA of Thermochaetoides thermophila DSM 1495, 1848 nucleotides long. RefSeq lists its product as uncharacterized. The transcript has 6 exons. The record is from RefSeq and is a predicted model, not a curated record. Lineage: Eukaryota; Fungi; Ascomycota; Sordariomycetes; Sordariales; Chaetomiaceae. Bases 1 to 1848 code for a protein of 615 amino acids.
AUGAAGUUGAUCGCGACCUCUGUCUUGCGCGCCCUCGCCGCCGCGGCCGUGCUGGGUCUUGUCCCGGCCGUGCUGGCCCACGGCGGCGAAGAGAAUGCUCACAGCGCUCCUGCGCCUGCUCCUGCUGCUGGUGGGCAUGGAGGAGGGCAUGGCCAUGCCAUGGACCCUCCGCGCCCUGACUCGGAGUACCCGCCUAACUACUUCAGCCAUCCGGAUCACAAGGCCGUCAUCUAUGCGCACAUUGCGUUGAUGGUGCUGGACUGGGUGUUUAUCCUGCCUGCAGCCGUCAUGCUCUCGUUGGCGCGCUCGCGCUAUACCCUCGUGGUCCAAUUCGUCUUCCUGGCUAUCAAUGGCGGCGCUGUCUUCCUGGGCAUCCUGUACAACGCCAGCACACCCGAUCUGUACCCGAACAACGCGCACCACAAGCUCGGCUGGAUCGUCACCUUCGUCUUUGGCGCCCAGGUCGCCAUCAGCCUGCUGGCCCGUGUCGCCGGCUACCUGACUGCUCGUAAGUCUGGCAUCUCGGAGAAUGCCCGUUCCGAGGAGCGCCAGGGCUUCAUUCCUGUCUCGACCGAGGCCAUGGUUGAGCACGAGGCCAUGUACUCCUCGACCCCGUACCACCGCUUCUCGAACGAUAGUGGCCAUGGUACCGAGCCGCGCACCGAGUCGCUGCGCAGCCAUUCGCUCUCGAGCCCCGACUGCUCGCAGCUACCUGAAGAUGCCAACAAGGAGUACAAUAUCGGCAGUCAUGAUGAUGAUGACUCUGAUGAGGAUCUUGAGGCCGCGCACCUGCCAAUGUUCAAGAAGUCGAGCAAGGCUCAUGAGGUUGUCGCCAACAUUGCCGGCAAGAUCUCGAACCGCUUCUGGAAGGUCCUGUUGUUUGCUUACAACUUCAUCGACCGGACUAUCCUGAUCCUCGGCUUUAUUACCCUGUGCACGGGUAUUGCUACUUAUGGCCGCUUCUUUGAGGGCUCUAAGAUCUUCAGCGGUCUGGCGCACUGGAUUAAGGGCGGCGUCUUCUUCUGGCUCGGUAUCUUCACUCUCGGCCGCUGGGCUGGCUGCUUCGGUGAGCUGGGCUGGGCCUGGAACAUCCGUCCCAAGAUCCCCGGCCAGAAGUGGCGUCCUACCGCUGAGUUCGUUGAGAGCGCUGCCAUCUUCUUCUACGGAUCGACCAACAUCUUCCUUGAGCACCUUGGCGGCUGGGGUGGUGAAUGGACCCCUACUGACCUCGAGCACCUGUCUAUCACUGUCCUCUUCAUCGGCGGCGGUCUUUGCGGUAUGCUCAUUGAAUCUUCUCGCAUCCGCUCUCUCCUCAACUACACCGUGACCGACUACGCCCAAAUCACCCCCCGCAACAACACCAACAACCGCCGCGACCCCGAGCGUAACGACCCUGAAGAGCUCCAGGAGCCCGAGACCUACAAGUUCUCCAUGAACCCCAUCCCCGCCCUGGUCAUCCUGCUCUUGGGUAUCAUGAUGUCUUCGCACACCCAGGAGACCAUGAUGUCGUCCAUGGUGCACAAGCAGUGGGGCGACCUGCUCGCCGGCGCCAGCUUCGCGCGCGCUCUGUCGUACCUGCUGAUUUAUCUGAAGCCGCCCAAGUCGGUUUAUCCCAGCCGGCCGCCGACUGAGCUGUUGACGUCGUUUGGGCUGAUUGCCGGUGGAUUGAUCUUUAUGGCUAGCGCGAGCGAUACCGUCGAUGGCAUGAUCCACAAGCAGCUUGACGUCAUGUUCCUGUACACCGUCACCAUGGGCUUGGUUGGCCUGAUGAUGGCGUACACUCUGCUCAUGAUCUCGCUUAAGAACUGGGCGAGGAGGAAGGAGAUGCGUGCUGCUGGCCGGCGCUAA